CCGGAUGUACGGUAAACGUCAGCUAGAACUAUAACAAACGAACAUGACGCUUGACAAACUGAUAUACUCUCUUCAGGUUUCUUUAACAUGACUUAUCAUGGUGCGUUUUGCAUUCCAGAGGCACAGUAAGGCGUUUUUUAUUCACGUUAAAGAAACAACCCUGUUUCCACUGGCUAACGGGAGCUCGCAUGAAGGGAACAGGGAUUUGUUUUUGUAUCUAAAGCGGAGCCGGAAGUAGGAGCUUCAUGGCAGUUGCGCUCUUGUUUAAGAGUUUGAAACAAGGCAAGUUCACAAAUGUGGACUUGUCUCUCUGUCGGGAAUGGGAGAUGAGCUCGGCUGCGUGAAUGUGGCCUCGAAAAACAUGCUUAGUUUUACCGCUUCCGACGGAGAGACCGGCGGUAAUGUGUCGGACGUGGCUGUGGAAGUUGGGACGCCAAGCUCUGAUUUUGGAGAGCAAGGCGAAGGAGAGACGAAGGAGCCAAGUGUGGCUGAUGUUCUGGACUUUCAGUACUACAAAAACGAAAGCAGGGAUAAAGACACGUGUAGAAAAACGUCACCGGUAGAAAUCCUAAGGAUAAAUUUCGGAAUAGCUAAAACAUCUGUAACUGCUGCUGACAGCAAUGUGGAAACCCCCAGAGAGCUGGACAAAGUCGACUCCAUGUUGGAGAACUUGGACCACAGAAGGUUGGCCAGGAACCGAAGGACACGAUGUAGCUCCUCUCUCAACGAGGGAGAAGAACGUACCUCAGAGUUCCCGGAUUUCUUAACAUCCUUGGAAUUAGAAGAUCCUGAACUUCCUGUUUCUGAAGAUACCGUUGAAUCCAGAAGUGCAGAUGAACGUCACCAAUCCAAAGAGCACGUCUACUGCACCGUCUACUGUAUAGCCAAUGAUAACUAUAGGAAAACUUCAGAAACCACACUGCCAUCAGAGCGUGGAAGUCCAUCACCUUCAGAUCUGUCUGUUUUACCUCCUACAGACUCCUCGAUUUCGGAUCCAGAUAUAGAACUCGAUCAUUUCCCAGAGCCGUACACGUUGAGCGACCUUGCAGACCCUCCAAUGUUGAGCAAUGUUCUCUACGUGAACAACAUAAUAUUACAGUGUCGCGUGUGUCUUGGUAUCAGAUCCAUCCGUUCCCUGCACUGUUGCAAAAAGCCGGUGUGUGAAGAGUGUAUGAAAACGUACAUCAGUUCUCAGGUUGUCUCAGGCCUUGCGGAGAUCGUGUGUCCGAUCCCAGAGUGCAGCGGGUACCUGGCGGAGAGCGUGGUGCUGGCCCACCUGGCCUCUGAGAAUGUGGCUAAGUAUAAGUACUUCCUGGAACUUGGCAGACUGGACUCGGGAACGAAGACGUGUCCGAAGUGUAGCUUGUUCACUUCGCUGAAGGGACGUGGCCAGCCGGUGCAAAGCAAAGACGAACCCAGGUACAAGAUCCAGUGCAGUAAGUGCGAGUUGGUGUGGUGUUUUAGAUGCCACGCGCCGUGGCAUGAGGGCUUGAAGUGCCGCGAGUACAGGAAGGGAGACAAGCUGCUGCGUAACUGGGCCAGCGUUAUCGAGCACGGCCAGAGGAACGCCCAGAAAUGCCCACACUGCAAGGUCCACAUCCAGAGGGUGGACGGCUGUGAUCACAUGACCUGCACACAAUGCCACACCAACUUCUGUUACCGCUGCGGCGAACAAUAUCGCCAGCUGCGCUUUUUCGGAGAUCACACCUCCAACCUGAGCGUGUUCGGCUGCAAGUAUCGCUACCUGCCUGAGAAACCGCAUCUGCGCCGCUUCAUCCGUGGAUCCGUGUGUGCGAGUAAAGUGCUGGUGGCGCCGGUGCUCAUUGUCCUGGUGGUGGUGAUCGGAGCCUUGGCUCUGGUUAUAGGUGUGGUCGCAUUCCCCAUUUACUACAUCUGUAAGAAGAAUAAACACCCCAACGGAAUUGGACGCUGGUUGUGCUGAGACUGCACUUCAUGUCAUACACACACACACACACACACACACACACACACACACACACACUACACGGUGAUAUGGAUGAUGGUUGAGUGAGCUCUCUGGUUUUGUUUUGUUUUCCUUUACCUCCAACACACCAAUCACUACUCCGUGGAGGAUUUUCUCAACACAACAGCGUAUGUAAGGAUUCAUCCAGUUUACACACCGUUACUGUAGAUGGAACUGAUGCUUCAUGUGAGAGUCGUCUGUUUUUAUCUUCAUUCUUUUUAGCGCAUAGAAUGCUUUUAUCGGGAUGUUUCGAGUGAUUAUUCAGGGAUUUGAUGGAGUCAAUAGGAAUUCAGUUCUCUCUAACACACGCACACACACACACCGUGACCAAGCCUGGAAUUUUGCACCAUCAACAAAAACCUGUGUGGGUGUGUGUGUUGGGAUGCUGAUCUGACUGACUGCCUGGGAGAUUAUCACCAUGCCGUUUGUGUCAGUCCGGAGGCCUUGUUCACACCUCACGCUAACAUGCAUUGUGUUUCUGGUUAUGCAUAUCCGAACUAGCCCCUGCUAUUACACCUGAUAUUUAUAUGCAUUCAGACGGUUGUGUUGUGAGCUGAUCUCAUUUCUCUCACACAGUGUAAAAACAAGGUAGCUUGGUUGAGUUUGGGAGUCUGUUAAAGCCGAGGUUAUACUCGCUUUUCAUUUGCCAGCAGGGGUGCCAAAAUUUACAGUUUAGCUGUAGCACCUUGGUACAGCAAUGCAGGGGAGAUCUGAAAGGUGCACUUUUUCUGCUUUUUCAGCUAAAGCGACCGUCAGGCCAAACGUGAAUACGAUUUGCCCGGCGUACGAGGCAGUCCACUGAAGGGGAAAAGGACGCAGGACAUUUGUCCUGACUUUAUAAAGCAAUGGAAAUUUGCAAAAUCGUAAUUUUGGGAAAUCAAAAACGAGAGGGCGGAGCUGUAGUCUCCGGUCAGUAAAAGCACAAGUACUGUUUAUCAUUUAUGCUGUUAGCAUAGAGCCAUCCCUUCCACCCGCACACACUGGUGGUGGUGUUGGGGUUUUUUUGGUAAGACUUUGGUUCUACCUGCCACGAUUGUUUUUGUAGCAUUUUAACAUGACGUUCUUGUGAUGCAGUUCCAACAUAAACAGCUGUAUCAUCAUCAGAAGCAACGUAAAAGCACACUUCUCAUCACAUUUGGUAGAUAAAGAAGCCAGUUUCUCAACAAAAAAAACAACAACAAACACACAGCUGUAGUCUACAUCAGCUGUAGACUGUAAAUAAAGGUGGGUAUAAAUAUAGACAUAGUUUUCAUGUUGUCAUAUUGAAUAUUUAUGUAUUUCUUAUUUUUACAUGUUCAAUGAAAUGACAGUGGUUAGCAUGUUUGCCUCGCACCUCCAGGGUUCGGGGUUCGAAUCCCGCGUCCGUCCUGUGUGCGCAGAGUUGUGUGCAUGUUCUCCCUCCCACACCAGUCCAAAGACAUACAUUGUAGAUUGAUCAUAAGAUUGUCCGUAGCGUAUGAAUGGGUGUGUGAAUCCGUGUGCAGUUGUGCUCUGCGAUGGGUUGGCUCCAGCUAGGGUGUCCCACACCUUGUGUCCUGAGUUCCCUGGGGUAGGCUCCAGGCUCCCCUGUGACCCUGUGUAGGAUAACGGUAUGGAAAAUGGAUGGACGAAAUGAAAUCAAUAUGGAUCAAUAUGAUGGUUGGCGUUGGCUUUUUUUUUUUUUUUUUUUUUGUAAAUAUCCAUGUCUGGGGCUCACACAUGAGGGACACCAAAAACUCGCCAACUCUAGUUCAUUCUGCAUGCACAUUUUUACAAUAAUCAUCAAAAACACAUGCUAAUAUGAAGUGUAAACAAGGCCUGAUGGACAUUCUUCCACUAUUAAAGCUGGGGUCCACACGGGAGAACAACUCCACCAUUUCUAUUUAUUCUCAGGUUCAUCCAGUAGACAUGAACCUCCAGUAUGUUUGAGCUUUGCACACGAUAUUCCAUAUCUGACCUUUGACACCAGUGAUGUCUACUUAAUCGUUAUGGAGGAGCGGCGAAUAUAUUUGCGAUGAAUAUCACAGAUUCCUAUCCAGUGUUGAAUAUUAUGCUCAGUGAAUAUAGGGGUGUUUAUGUUACAAAGGCACGGUGAUGAACGUGUGCCUCGUACCGGUUGAUCAGUAAGCAGCUCUCGGUGUUUCAGUGAUGACAAUCACACAUAUACAUAUACGACACAAUCAGGCUGGAGAGUUUGUGGCACUUUUAUUCUCAGGGAGUGCAUUUGGACUUUCACACACAACUCUUUCACUCCUGCAAUGCUGCGACUUGGUGUCUGUCAGAUCACAGUGUUGCGCUCGCGUCGAGAAUCAGAAAUGAGAAAAAGGUCACAGUGUCAUGAGUCACAAGUCCAUGAACAGUCAUUCGAGACCUGCUGUUGCACUCUGCUGUGAGCCAAAGGCCCAGACUGGGCCGGUUUCAGUGGUAUUACUGAUGUAUUUCUGAUGUAUCUUUUAUCCUCUUGUGCCUUUUAAUAUGCUGUAAAUGGGAUUGUAUUAGAGGGAUUUUUUUUUUAUUUAAACUUAUUCGAAUUUCGCAUAUGAGUGAUAAGUGCAUGCACACUUUCCAGAUGACCCUGUGGUACAUGUAUGAGACCACCGCACAAUCUUCUUUUUUUAUGAUUAUGAAUUUUGGUAUGAAUACAUCUUAUAUGUACCCGUACAUCUCCAAACCCCCCCCCCCCCCCCCCCCCGGUUUUGUUUUGUACCUCCCCCAAAUCCUCUUACAAUGCUUAAUCUUGUAUGCUGCUGCACUUUAUCUUCAGAGUCUGUCAUGUUAGUCCACUUUGGCAGGCAGUGGUUUCUAUGUGGAAAUAAAUGGACCAGCCAAGAUUUGUUUAUUAAUCAUGAGGACGUGUUGAGAGGAACCCGACUGUCUGGAUUUGGCCUUAAUGCUAAUAAUAAUAAUAAUAAUAAUAAUAAUAAUAAUAAUAAAAGAUCACAAUACAACCAA
Messenger RNA from Ictalurus punctatus (channel catfish), 4915 nucleotides. It is a transcript of the gene rnf217, whose product is annotated as ring finger protein 217. Gene Ontology annotation, cellular component: ubiquitin ligase complex; cytoplasm. The record is from RefSeq and is a predicted model, not a curated record. Gene Ontology annotation, biological process: ubiquitin-dependent protein catabolic process; positive regulation of proteasomal ubiquitin-dependent protein catabolic process; protein polyubiquitination. The transcript is spliced from 6 exons. The coding region runs from base 320 to 1942 and encodes 540 amino acids. Gene Ontology annotation, molecular function: ubiquitin protein ligase activity; zinc ion binding; ubiquitin conjugating enzyme binding. Lineage: Eukaryota; Metazoa; Chordata; Actinopteri; Siluriformes; Ictaluridae.